Acanthocheilonema viteae is the source of this 339-nucleotide messenger RNA. The record is from the annotation of a GenBank genome assembly. Lineage: Eukaryota; Metazoa; Nematoda; Chromadorea; Rhabditida; Onchocercidae.
AUGGCAGGAACUGAAACAGUUUAUGGUGGAGUCGAAGGACCAGAUGCAAUGUAUGUGAAACUGAUUAGUAGUGAUGGGCAUGAAUUUAUCAUUAAAAAGGAUUUGGCACUAACAUCGGGUACAAUAAAAGCAAUGUUAUCCGGUCCUGGCUCUUAUUCAGAAAAUGAAACAAACGAAGUUAAUUUCAGGGAAAUUCCGUCACAUGUUCUACAGAAGGUGUGCCAAUAUUUUGCAUACAAGGUGCGUUAUACGAAUAGUGCGACGGAAAUACCUGAAUUUAGUAUAGCUCCCGAAGUGGCCCUCGAGCUUCUUAUGGCAGCUAAUUUUCUGGAUUGCUAA